CAAUUCCAAAUAGAGCACACAGAUAGGGAAGCUAUAACAUCGUUGUCAAGUAAUCUUUUGUUUUAUUUACCCAUUCUGCGAGUAAUUGUGACUUACACAAGGAUAUACGAUCAACACACAUUUUCAAAGUUUUGCAGAGAGAAACAUUUUGGUUCAAAGAUAAACAUGAUAGUCUAAAUUAAUAUUACAAAUGUUACGAGGGAGCUCUUUUUGGAGCAGCAGGCCAUGCUUGUCCGUUCACAGCACCUAGACAUCCUAGCUUAUAGCCGAAAAUGCCACAAUUCUGGAGAAAUCUUUGGCGUGUACUGGACUCCCUUACAGAUCCACCUAAAAGGUUGCAGGACCGAGUUGUUCUGGGCGUUUCCGCAAGCAAGCACAGUCACCUGACUCAUCUGAGUCUGCAAAGUGAGAGGAGUAUCCCCCUGCAACAACAUACCCGAUUUCUCAUUCCAUCUAUAAGUCGCCAUGUGGUCUUAUCGCCCAGCACCUUGGAGCACCAGAAAACCCGAAAGGUGGCAAUGCAGGCGAAAACAUCAGCCUUUCAGAAUUUUGUGCGCGAGAUGUACGAUGGAUACUACGACCUUGUGCUCUCACAGGAGCGAAGAAAACACGGCUUGGAUCCAGAACAACAGCUCUACAUUCGAAGGCUGGGAUACAAGGAUCUUCUGCGACUUCAGGGAUUGGCCAAUGACUUGUGGAAAAGGAUGGACAGGGUACGGAAGCAGAAGUACAAGGAUCUGGCCCUGAAGGCGCUGCGUCGCCGUAGCCUGCGUCUGCCCCCCGAUCCCUUUCGAAUACCACCACAUAUCAAGAGAUCAUCCAAAAGUUUAAUAAAAAAAAAUCUGUUUUUAUUCGGUUUUUAAAACCACAAUAAACAGAGGAACUAACAUGUUAAUCUUCCUAUUAAUAAUGCAUUAAGUUAUCACGAAACUAUUGUGUACAAUUAACAAAAACCAAAUCUUGGAUUUUUAAAGAAUAAAUUAAUGUUUCUUAAAUAAUGCGAGAAACAGCGCAUCUAAUAAAUUUGUAAUGCUUACUUGGAAA
Drosophila rhopaloa is the source of this 1044-nucleotide messenger RNA. RefSeq lists its product as uncharacterized. The coding region runs from base 273 to 863 and encodes 196 amino acids. NCBI's taxonomy places the organism in Eukaryota, Metazoa, Arthropoda, Insecta, Diptera, Drosophilidae. The record is from RefSeq and is a predicted model, not a curated record. The transcript has a single exon.